Saprolegnia diclina VS20 is the source of this 2747-nucleotide messenger RNA. Its product is annotated as serine/threonine protein kinase, variant. The coding region runs from base 41 to 2458 and encodes 805 amino acids. Lineage: Eukaryota; Oomycota; Saprolegniomycetes; Saprolegniales; Saprolegniaceae. The record is from RefSeq and is a predicted model, not a curated record. Gene Ontology annotation, biological process: protein phosphorylation. Gene Ontology annotation, molecular function: protein tyrosine kinase activity; ATP binding. The transcript is spliced from 2 exons.
CUUGCACAAUGGCACUGCGUGUUGACGCGUAAGCUUGGCCAUGAUGACGAUGCUGGCUUGCUGGCGCCGGCUACGGAUGCCCCAGUGGCUCGGCGGACCCACGCCCCGCACGGCACUGCGUCUGGUCCUCUUCGUGCUCGCGUCCGCCGUCUACUGGCUCUUUCUCAUCUCGGCAGCCAUCGUGCUUGGGCUUCGCGUGGCCUAUAUCUAUGCGACGCAUCUCAAGCUCCGCUGCCACGACCCCGCGCUGUCGGCCCGCACGCUCGCCCAGGCCACGCUUGUCAUGCUACACAAAUUCGACACGGUCGUGCUUGGUAUCUACGACCCCUCCGUGCCAAACGGCCUCGUGUGUCCGUCCUCGGCCGACGACAUUGUUGAGAUGACGCCGUUCGCCGCGUACAUUGCGCUCUGGAAGGGCAUCGUGGGUCUUCUCUGCUUCCAGCUGCCGCUUUCGCUCUGGCUCAUCGCCAUCAAGUGCGUCAAGCGCUUCUUUGACCGCGACUACUACGCGUUCGAGUUCUACCCCGAGUGCUCGUUGGAGACGCGGCCGUUCGUCCUCCUCCAUGCGUGCGCGUACGUUGGCUUUGGCCUUCUCGUCGGGCACGCGCUCUCGAGCCUCCUUCUGCAAAGCGCCUUGCACUGGAACCGAGUCAUCUAUCCGACGCCGUCGUACACGCCCGUUGACGAAAAGGCGUCGCUCUUGUCCACGACGACGUCGGUCGCCAGCGAGCGUCCUCCGCCAUACGAGAUGCCAGCAAGAACGCGUAGCGAGGACGAUGCGAGUCGCCUUGAUGGCUACUUGGAGCUCUGGCAAGCCGUGCUCGAGAGCAUCCGGGUUUUCGAAGCUGGCCACGCCACGCUUCUAGCGUGCCUGGAGGACACGACGCGGCUCGCAUGCAGCACCCUCCGCGCGUCGCCAGCGCAGUGGGCAAGGUUUCAUGGCUUGGCCCAGCGACAAGCGCGCCUGCAACCGACGCCGCCGCCGGUGGCCAUCGAAGAAGCGCUCGAGGACGACGACUCGGUCGUCGACACCUCCCCAAUUGCAUUGGAAAAGCCGACCCCCGUGCUAUUCACGCGCGCCAUGCACACCGGGAGUGACCGCGACUAUGAUGUAUUUUACACCGACACCGACGCUGAGAGCACGGCAACCACGAGCGUCUACCGGGACAUUCCGGAUCCCACUGGUUGGGUCUCACCCACUGCGUACACUGCCACACGAGUCCUGACAUACGACGAGCCCGAGCGAAGAGACUCCGUCAUUGUCUCUCGGGGGCUCGUCUCCCGCAGCGUCCACCAAGCGCUACAGACGACGACACUGACCGACCGCGUGCACUUUGCAGCGUAUGCGCCGGCUUGCGUGUCGCCCGCGUCGACGUUUUCGCAUGCGAUUUACGCCUUCCUCGUGCACCAGCGCGACGAGAUGCGCGAGGAAGCGAUGGCGGACGGCGUCGCCAAGCAGCUCUCGCGGGACCUCUUGCUGCAUGUGCGGCGCGGCGCGUUCGUGACCAUCUCGCUGCAACUGCCAGACGGGUUCCGACAUGCCGGUGAGGCGUCGCAGCUGCUGUCGUGGACAGGCGACGUGACGCACGUGGCGUUCGAGGUCGAGUGUUGUGCUGUCUGCGCCGAGGGCCAAGUGCUUUUUGAAGCGACGAUCGUCGUGGGCACGUCCGUGCUCGUGCUGCGCUCGUACCUCUUUGUGUCCUCGUCCCUGCGCCAGGAUGCGCACGUGCAAGAGCUCGUGAGCGAACUGGAGGUCGUGCCCGAGACCUUUCACGAGAUCGCGUACAGCGACCUGGCGCUCAAAGAGGCGGUCGGCCGCGGCCACUUUGGCGACGCCCACCGCGCCACGUACCUCGGCCAAGACGUGGUCGUCAAGACGCUUCGGCCAAACGAGUUUGGUGACAAUGCCGACCAGAUUGUGGCAGCGUUCCGGCACGAGGCCGCGGUACUCUCGCUCUUUGGGCGGCAUCCCAACAUUGUGCCGUUCGUGGGCGCGUGCACGGACCUCUCGCAGCCACUGAGUCUCGUGACCGAGUACCUUCCGUUCGGGAGCCUCGAAGACCAGUUUGGCGCGCGCCGCCCGCCGCUCUCGACUGAUCAAAAGACGCGCAUCUUGUGUGACGCCGCGUCCGGCUUUCUCAACAUUCACGAAGGCGGCUUCAUCCACCGCGACAUUGCGGCGCGGUACGCAUGCAUAGAUGCCAACGCGGCGCUGAUUCUGUUUGUAGCAACUGUUUGGUCGACGACCAGUUGCGGGCGCGGGUGUGCGACUUUGGUUUGUGCCGACGCGUGCACUCGUACGGCGGCGGCCACUUUGCCGAAGGCGCAAUGCCGCUCAAGUACCUCGCGCCCGAGUCGCUCACGCCGCCCCACUCGUUUUCGUACCGGUCCGACUCGUACUCGUUUGGCGUCCUCAUCUGGGAGACGUUCACCGAGUCCAAGCCGUUUCCGACACUGACGAGCGCAGAGGCCGCUGCUUAUGUUCUCGAGGGCCACCGUUUAGAGCUUGGCGAGAGUAUUCCAACACGGUACCAGUCGCUCAUUGCGCGCUGCCUCCAAGACGAUCCGGCCAAGCGACCGUCCAUGGCCACCAUCGUGCAAGAGCUCACUUCCGCGAUGGCUCGGAAAUGAUUCUUCGCCGCUUGUAAAUUAUUCAAUCAUUGCAAAAUGUGUCGUCGUUGCAGUGCUGUCGUUGCGAUGAUUCGUGAAAUUGGCAUGUGAUUGAUUGACAGUGCGACAGCAGUCUA